AUGAGUUCUAGUGAACCUCGUAAACGUCUCAUUAUAAGGAUUUCUUAUCCUAAAAAGUGUGAUAAUUCACUCAUUCAUGAUUCCAUCGAUGAUCAAUCUCAAGGAGAUAUCAAAAGGAGGAAGAUGGAACAUUAUGAAAAACCAAUCGUUUCAUGCUAUUGGCUUGAUUCCACAAUAAGCUUGUCUCAACAUAAGAAGAAUACCAACAUUAUGAAUAUUGUUGCUGAUCAUACAACCGAUAAAAACAACAAGGUUUCGACCGUUGAUCAUCGAUACUCAAAAAAAUUUGUUGGUAAUGAAAACUCAAAGGUUUUGUCAAAAGACACAAAGAAUCAUGUUGGCUGCAAGAACAUGAUAAAGAACGUUAAUGAAGGAGAGUUAAUGAAGAAAGAGAAGAAAGAACCAAUGGAGCAAUACAAGAGGAUGCAAUGUUGGGUGAUUCUGAAAAGGAUGAUAGAAGGAAAAGAUGGUUGGGCUCUAAAACACCCUCUUGAUCCCAAGUAUUUGAAUGGUUUAGAGAAGAAUAUUGAGUCAAAGGUGAAGCCAAUUGGUUUGAAGAAUAUUGAGGCAAAGUUGAAAUCAUAUUCAACUCCUAAUGAAUUUGCUGAAGAUAUGAGGUUGGUGUUUUCUCAUGGAAAGCUUUACCCUCUAGGGGAUGAUGUUAACAAAAUUGCAAAGAGAUUUAGUGAUAUAUUUGAGAACAAGUGGAAAACUUUGAAGAUUGAAUGGGGAUUUGAGGAUAGAAGAAGAGUCAACAAGAAUAUUCAUAAGAAGGUGCUGAAGAUGCAAAGCAACAAAAAGAGAUAA
This is a messenger RNA of Trifolium pratense (red clover), 807 nucleotides long. RefSeq lists its product as uncharacterized. Bases 1 to 807 code for a protein of 268 amino acids. The transcript has a single exon. Gene Ontology annotation, molecular function: protein binding. The record is from RefSeq and is a predicted model, not a curated record. NCBI's taxonomy places the organism in Eukaryota, Viridiplantae, Streptophyta, Magnoliopsida, Fabales, Fabaceae.